Molecule: messenger RNA, 1308 nt
Organism: Radiomyces spectabilis
Lineage: Eukaryota; Fungi; Mucoromycota; Mucoromycetes; Mucorales; Radiomycetaceae
Exons: 4
Coding region: 223-1308 (361 amino acids)
Source: RefSeq, a predicted model, not a curated record
AGAUCAGCAAGAACCCCUGGGGUGCCAUGGUGAACACUGCAGCCAAAGGGAUAAUCUUAUCUGGACUAUAAAAUAGAAUCUGUCAUCCUUUUCUGUUUGAAGAGGUUUUCUAGGUUUUGUCCAAUUUUUUAUUUUCAUCCAACUAAUAAGGUGUUGAGCAUCUUUUUACCCUUUUCUUUAUAUAUUCUGCUACCUUUAAUCCAUAUAGCCAUUGAAUCCAUCAUGGCCUGUUUAUUAUUACUUAAUGUUAUUCGCACCCUGGUAUUAACGGUCAGCAUUAUCGGGUUAUGUUGUCAUAUGAUACAAUGCAUCAUGUUGUCAAACUAUCAGAAAGAGGCUCACUUGACCGAUUGGUUGCAAGCGGGACACUGGCAGUACUUGGCUUGGUACAUGUCGUUUGCAUUGUCGACGCUGUGCGCGGCCAUUGUAUGUGUCGGGGCUUGCUGGACUCAUGAUCCCAAAGCGCGAUGUGACCGAUUCUUGGGCAUACUCAAUACGCUGCCACUCUUUACCUCCUUGUUGACCGAAUCUUUAGCAGAUACUACCGAACCAUGGACAAACAACGGAGACGCACAAAUCAAACGACCCAUUACCAGUAUCAUCACCUACUGCUUGACGUUAGAUGCGCGUAAGGACGUCUCCUAUCCGCUUCUCUAUAACAGAUGUUUAUUAAGCGACGCAACAUGGAUUGCAGCCACGUUAGCUUGCGCAUUAUGGGCCGCUUUGGCAUUGGUGGCCUUUUGUCAGCGACCGCCGCAACCCGUCAAAGGACAAUUACCAACCGUCGAACCGACGUGGGGCAGACAUAUCCCCGACUUCAUUUACUCACCUGCUUCGUUGCCAUCUGACAUGCCCUUGGUUCCCGCGCCCAAUUAUCCUGCGUCUCACAAAGAUUACGCGCUUACCUACCGUUCAUCUCUGCUUCGGCAACCGUACGAUCAGUAUUAUCUUCACUCCAAAAUUUCACUUGAAAGUCACGGCACCAUGAUCCAGAGUAACAAUACGCAAUAUGAUCAUGCCGAGAAAUACCGUGGUUAUCAACCACAAUCACCCAUGUCGCCGCAAACCGAGAAACUCGAGCUCUAUGAUAACUAUCCCAUGUCUCCAAACUAUUACAGUCCGCUGGACAAAGGAUACACUCCUGCUCCAGGAGCCGAGGGAUGGCUAGAGUGCAUGGCUCCUGCAUCACCCUUUGUGACUCCAUUGGCUGCUUCCACCACUUAUACCGAACGCAUGUCCUAUGAGCCUUAUCCGUCCAACCACCAUUCAUCAUCACGCCAGUCUUGGUUACCGUCACCACGUCCUUAA